Camellia sinensis is the source of this 2121-nucleotide messenger RNA. RefSeq names its product transcription factor bHLH123. Gene Ontology annotation, cellular component: nucleus. NCBI's taxonomy places the organism in Eukaryota, Viridiplantae, Streptophyta, Magnoliopsida, Ericales, Theaceae. The record is from RefSeq and is a predicted model, not a curated record. Gene Ontology annotation, biological process: regulation of transcription by RNA polymerase II. Gene Ontology annotation, molecular function: DNA-binding transcription factor activity, RNA polymerase II-specific; RNA polymerase II cis-regulatory region sequence-specific DNA binding; protein dimerization activity.
UUUCAGUUCAUCAUUUUAUGAGAACCAAGACAACCCACAAAAGAAAGAAACCCCCCAAGAACUAGAGAAUCUUUGCACACCAAUUGAAGAAUCAGCAGACAAAAAAAAAUAAAAAAACAGGGAAAAAGAGAGAGAUAUCAAAUAUAAAAGAAGCUGAACUCGCUACUGAUCAUGGCUGAUGAAUUCCAGAUAGGCAGUGGAAACUGGUGGGACUCAAAUUCAUCGAGAAACCGGUUCGACAGCGGGGCGUCGCCGCCUUCAUCGUCUGCACUGAGUAGUGUGGGAAGCUUUGGAUGGCCGACAGAGAUUGUCGACCUCAAAGCACGGUCUUCGAUGGAUUCGGUCUCCGUAUCUGGUAGUUCAAUGGUUUUCCAUGAUACCCAGAAGAUGCCCGGGCAGGAUUCUGGUGGUGGCGACAGUGGCAGCGUACUGGUGGAUCCUAGCUUACAAAUGAUGCGUUUAGGCCUUUCAGCUCAGGCCAUGGAUUGGAACCAAACUUUACUUCGUGGCGGUGGAAAAGCCGAUAGUUUCCGUCCAGUGCUUCAAGACGAUUUGCGCUCAACCGCCAGUUUUCAGCAAGAAACUGGGAUAGGGUCAUCACAAGGCCAGUGGAGACAGAAAAUAUAUUCCGGCAGCUCUGACGAUUCCUCAGUCACCGCAAACCGGGGUUUUUCAUUGGAUCAACCACAGUUCGAUAGUGUUGUUACAUGUCAAGGCUUAGCUACUAGUUUUCAGAUAGAUCAAAUUUCUUAUGGAAGCCCUUCAACGAUACUACACGGAGUUUUAGGAUCAGAUAGUCAACAACAACAACAACAGUCUGAUUUUGAGAAUAGACCAAUGAAUUAUCCAUAUCCGCCAAGCUUUGGCUUGAACUCCGAUGAACUAUUGCCUAAUUCAUGGUCCAAAUAUUCUCAGUUCCUAAGAACUUCACCUCCCAAACAACAACCACAUAGUCAAUUGCAAUUCUCCAACAACACUCCGUUUUGGAAUGCAACCGCAGCCGCCAUGAACGAUGUCCGGCCAAGCUUUUUCCCACCCUUGCAACCGCCGUUUCCUCCACCAACCUUCGAUGAGAAACCUAAGAUUACGUCGGAGGUUCGGGAGGCAAAAAAAAGUAGUGGCAGUGAAGCAUCAAACAAAAGGCCGCGUAAUGAAACAACUUCACCUUUGCCACCUUUUAAGGUGAGGAAAGAGAAGAUGGGGGACAGAAUCACUGCGCUCCAACAAUUAGUUUCGCCUUUCGGAAAGACUGACACAGCUUCAGUGCUCUCUGAAGCAAUUGAAUACAUAAAGUUCCUCCAUGAUCAAGUUAAUACAAUAUAUCAGGCUUUUGGCAGUCCAUACAUGAAAAGUGGAGGUUCCAUACAACACCAGAAGACAUUUUCGAUCCUCAUCGCGCAGAAAUCUGAGAAAUCAAAGGACCCAGAAGGAGCAAAGCAAGAUCUUAGAAGUCGAGGAUUAUGUUUGGUACCGGUUUCAAGCACCUACCCGGUAACUCAUGAGACAACAGUUGAUUUUUGGGGCCCUACAUUUGGAGGAACCUUUAGAUAAACAAGGAAACCAGAAGAAGCCACCCACAUUCGGGCAUGGGACCGAUCGUUGGAGCUAGAUAUCUUAUCAAACCCGAAUGGUUUGAUUUGAUACAGAAAGUAUAGUGUGUGGCCUGGAUUCAUUUUGUGUGGCUCACACCAUACUAGAGAUAAAUUUAGGUCACAUAUUUCACUUUUUGCAAAUUUUUUUGUGCCAAAGGUUGUGUCUGUAACGUUAUUCAUCAAGCCCUAGCUAAGUUGGGAAAUUUAUGAUAAAGAUAGAAGGAACAAUAAAUUUAGGAAAAUAGAACCAAUCAUAAAAAAUAAAAACGAAGCACUCUGAAUGAAAUAGUCUCGAUUAUUUUUUAUGAUUGGUUAUCUAUUAAAGGACAUGCCAUUGUUGGGGGCAGCUGCAGGCAAAAUGAUGAUGCAGCUUUGGCUGUUAUUAGGGACCAUUAAUUGAAGUCUUUGUAAUAAUUGAAGAAUUAUGAUUAAAGGGUUGGUAAUUAGGAAUGAGAACAGGUGCUAGAAUUAGAGAAAAUGUGUAAAUUAGUUAUUUAAUUAAUAGAGAAUUAAUUUGCUUUAUUUUUGU